Molecule: messenger RNA, 2024 nt
Organism: Erinaceus europaeus (western European hedgehog)
Lineage: Eukaryota; Metazoa; Chordata; Mammalia; Eulipotyphla; Erinaceidae
Gene: ST3GAL5
Product: ST3 beta-galactoside alpha-2,3-sialyltransferase 5
Exons: 7
Coding region: 16-1407 (463 amino acids)
Molecular function (GO): lactosylceramide alpha-2,3-sialyltransferase activity
Source: RefSeq, a predicted model, not a curated record
GUGACUCUUGGCCGUAUGCCAAGCCCCUCCUACGCAUCCGAGUGGGGGAGCAAGCGGUCCCCGGCUGAAUGGGCGCGGGCGCGGGCGCGAGCGCGGUGCGCGGUGCGCGGGGCGGGCGGGGGCGGGUGGCCGGGGGCAGGCAGCCAGCCGGAGCCCCCCCCUGAUAUGCGCGCAGAGGCGGCGGGCAGAGCACCACGGCGGCGAACAGAGGCCUCAGCACCUGCGGGCAGAGUGAUUCCAAAUAAGUGUAACUGUGUGAAACCAAGAAGCGAUUGUUUAAAAUCCAUCCUGCAAUGGUACACCCAAGCUCAAAACAAGAUGAGAAGACCCUACUUGUUGUUAAAAGACAUACUUAAAUGUACAUUACUUGUGUUGGGUGUGUGGAUCCUUUAUAUUCUCAAGUUAAAUUAUACUGCUGAAGAAUGUAAUAUGAAAAAUAAGCAUGAUGUGGACCCUGACUACGUACAGAGAGCUCAGAAAUAUGCUCAACAUGUUUUGCAAGAGGAGUGUCGACCAAGGUUUGUGAAGAAGUCAAUGGCGCAGAUAUUCCAGCACAGGUACAGCAUGGAUUUGCCACCUUUCGUGGAGAAGGCCCCUGAAAUGAAUGCAGCUGAAUACCAGUAUGAUCCUCCUUUUGGAUUCCGGAAAUUCUCCAGUAAAGUCCAGAAUAUCUUGGAAAUAUUGCCCGAGCACAACUUUCCUGAACACUUGAAAGCUAAGAGCUGUAGACGUUGUGUUGUUAUCGGAAGUGGUGGAAUCCUUCAUGGACUAGAACUAGGCCAUGCUCUGAACCAGUUUGAUGUUGUAAUAAGGUUGAACAGUGCACCAAUUGAGGGCUAUUCAGAGCAUGUUGGAAAUAAAACUACUAUAAGGAUGACUUAUCCAGAGGGUGCCCCACUGUCUUCCCUUGACUAUGAUUCCAAUGAGUUGUUUGUUGUUGUUUUAUUUAAGAGCGUUGACUUCAACUGGCUUCAAGCAGUGAUAAAAAAUGAAAGUCUGCCAUUUUGGAUGCGACUGUUCUUUUGGAAGCAGGUGGUGGAAAAAAUACCACUACAGCCAAAACAGUUCAGGAUUUUGAAUCCAGUUAUUAUCAAAGAGACUGCAUUUGACAUCCUUCAAUUUACAGAGUCUCAGUCAAGGUUCUGGGGCCUAGAUAAGAACAUUCCCACCAUUGGUGUCAUUGCUGUUGUCUUAGCCACACAUCUAUGCGAUGAAGUCAGCUUGGUGGGCUUUGGAUAUAACCUCAGUCAACCCAAGACACCUUUGCACUACUUUGACAAUCUCUGCAUGGCGGCCAUGAACCUGCAGACCAUGCACAAUGUGACCACGGAGACCAGGUUCCUCCUCAAGUUGGUCAAGGAGGGCGUGGUGAAGGAUCUCAGUGGGGGCAUCCAUUGUGAAUUUUGACCACAGAAGACCUCAUUCAGAAAUGCAAUACAGACUCUGAGGACACUCUCAUGGCCUUCUGGAUGCAUUUUAGCCUGAAGAUAUUUUAAAAUGCAGCUGGUAUCUUUUAACUUUUAAAAAGCACAAAUAUGGGAGUCAGGCUGUAGUGCAGUGGGUUAAGUGCACGUGGCACAAAGCACAAAGGAUCCCAGUUCAAGCCCCUGGCUCCCCACCUGCAUGGGAGUCGCUUCACAAGCAGUGAAGCAGGUCUGCAGGUGUCUAUCUUUCUCUCCCUCUCUCUGUCUUCCCCUCCUCUCUCCAUUUCUCUCUGUCCUAUCCAACAACAAUAGUAACUACAACAAUAAAAAGAAAAAAGACAACAAGGGCAACAAAGGGGAAUAAAUAAAUGUAAAAAAAAAAAAAAGAACUACUAAAAAAAAAGAAAGCACAAACAUUAAACAGUUGAGCUCGUCCCACUUGUCCCCUCCCCCCCUUAUUUAUUUGAGAUCAGAGCAUACACACAAAUGUUGUUGUAAAGUGACCUUGGGAACGAACCGAGUUGGAGAAAUUAUUCAGAAGGAAUUGUAUGGCCACAGUGUCUUAUUGUAUUUUAAUAAAAUUUAUUUAAUUUACAAAGA